GCCCUACCAACUGAAGAAAAACCCAGUGUAACACCUCAGCCCAGCCAGUUCUCAAACAAUAAUACAAAAGAUAUACCAUCAACAUUGAAGUCAGAGAGCACAUACUCCCAGCCAGUGUUAUCUUCCAAGCCUAAAGUACCAAGUUCUUUCAAUACCCAACCAAGUGCCAACAAUACUGAAAUGAUAGGAGCAGAUUUCACCAUUCCAGAUGCUUCAUGUCCUUUUCUACUGCUUGGUCAAGAGGAAUACAGUGAACACUACUCCUCCGUCACUCACUGUAGGUUCAGUCGCUCUAGCAACACUGUGGCAACCUCAGAUGCUGAUGGUGUUGUCAACUCCAGUCUUAAUCCCGAAAUUGCCACGUACAGGCUGCCAAAUCAAUCAAUUAACUAAUACUACAACAAAGC
Molecule: messenger RNA, 407 nt
Organism: Owenia fusiformis
Lineage: Eukaryota; Metazoa; Annelida; Polychaeta; Sabellida; Oweniidae
Source: the annotation of a GenBank genome assembly